UUUGCUGGCAGCAUGAGUGACGUUAGGCGACUGAUGUUCCACAACAGCACCCGCGACGACAGCAACUCACACAAUCCAAGUAGCGCAGUCCAUGGUCACGAAGGUCUGUCCAUCUUGCACAGCCGCCUUGACCAACGACGUGUUGGCAAAUGCUGUACAUUGCGACGCAUGCAAAACUAUCUACUGCUGGUGGUGCGAGCAAGUCAUCUCAAAAGAAUCCAUUGCCCAGCACUACAACGUCAAGGGCAAAGGUUGUCGAGUAGUGCAAUUGCCCCAGUCUCCUACCGCUUCAACGUCUCUGAAGGAUCACCACGGCAACAGCGGACAUCCAGCCAAGAGCACUCUUGUGUGCAUCUGGCUGAAUCACUUGUGGCGCGUUCUUCUCACCCCCGUUGCCAUGCUUUGCGCAUUUGUGACCGCAAUGUGCCGCGGCUUCACGCAGUGUCCUUGCAGGCGCCAUGAGCCGCUGGACGACAUGACCAAGGAGGAGCCACCGACUGCAGCCGCGCCUGACGUUGUCAAACACUACAAGGCCGAAGUGCACCCAAUGCAGUCGCUUCCACAGCCCCCGCCACCAUCCCAUCCUCCAACCAACACGCACAUCAUCCACAGCUCGGCUUAUGCCAUGUAUGCCAACCUAUAGCCUCAACUCGGUUAACGGGCACCUAAUGCAAUGUCACAGUCGUCGGA
This is a messenger RNA of Aphanomyces astaci, 690 nucleotides long. RefSeq lists its product as hypothetical. Lineage: Eukaryota; Oomycota; Saprolegniomycetes; Saprolegniales; Verrucalvaceae. The record is from RefSeq and is a predicted model, not a curated record. Bases 92 to 643 code for a protein of 183 amino acids. The transcript is spliced from 4 exons.